AGUCCACUACACUGCUGUUCUCUACACAAACUAGCAGCACAUCAUCGGCUGUGACAGUCGCGUUUAUUGAGCAGAAAGUCGCUCUGAUGAGCCGCUGCGCGUCGAUUAUGCUCGCGCGUCUCCGCUGCUCUUUCUUCGCACUCGGAGCGCCGGGAGUCGCUAGAGAGCCUCUGCUGCGGGGAGCCGUCGGACUGAUGGAGACUCCGUCCUCCAGGAAGAGCAGGCCUGUCAGAGACACGCUGCGCCGUGUGAAGAUGAAGGAGAACCGCAGGCAGGGCGAGCUGCACGGGCCCACCACCGUCUAUGUGCAGGUGCUCGGCGCCGGGAGUCGAGACAAUGGCGCCUCGCUGUAUGUCUUCUCUGAGUACAACAGGUAUCUGUUUAACUGUGGUGAAGGAACACAGAGACUGAUGCAGGAACACAAAAUAAAAAUUGCACGCUUGGACAACAUCUUCCUCACCAGGAUGAGCUGGGAGACGGUCGGCGGUUUAUCAGGGAUGAUCCUGACCCUCAAAGACACUGGAGUCCCUCAGUGUGUCCUGUCAGGACCGCCGCAGCUGGAGAGAUAUUUACAAGCCAUUCGAGUGUUUUCAGGGCAGCUGGAGGACAUUAAACUUGCUGUCAGACCUUAUACAGAACCUCAAUAUAAAGACGAAACGAUGACCGUCAGUCAAGUUCCUCUGUUCUCUGAGGCCGGAAGACGGUCUCCAGGCUCUGGCCGCAGCAGCAGUCCUAACAGCAGUCAGAAGGGGGCCCUCAGGAGACUGGACGACCUGGAGGAGAGUCAGAGUCUCGGCUCCAGUCCAGAAGCCAAAGGAAAGAUUACUAGAGAUUCAUCUCUCGUGGUGGCUUACGUGUGUAAGUUGCACUCAAAGAAAGGGAACUUCCUGGCACUGAAAGCUAAAGAGAUGGGCCUGCCGGUAGGAACAGCAGCCAUUGGACCCAUAAUCGAAGCUCUGAAAGCUGGAAAAACUGUGACGUAUGAUGGAAAAGAGAUCCGACCCGAGGAGCUGUGCACACCGGCUGAUCCCGGACCAGUUUUCAUAGUCGUCGACUGUCCAUCAGAGGACUUCAUUCAGCCGCUCUGCACCAAUCACAUCUUACAAAGGUAUCAGACGGGCGGAUCUGAGGAUUCUGCGGCUCUCGUGGUUCACAUGACGCCUGAAUCAGUGCUGGACACGGAUCCGUACAAGAGCUGGAUGGAGAGGUUUCCCAGCAGCACUGAGCAUCUGGUGAUGAACGAGCAGACGUUCACGCCGCACAACACCCGCAGUCACAAACUCCAGACGCAGCUCAAUCUCAUCCAUCCGGAGAUCUUCCCUCCGCUCAAACUCUACAAGACCAAAGAGCCGCGGGCUUCUCUCCACAUUCCUAACGUCAGAGCCGAGUGUCUGAUGAAGUUUCAGCUUCGGCCCAAACUGGAGUGGCAAAGAGAUGCCAUCCCAUCCUGCGACUCUGAGGAGUUUGUGAAGGAAGCAGCCGAAGUGCCAAACUUCUUACAGGAAGUUGAGGAAUGCACGGCUGCAUCCAUCUCCACAUCUGGUGAGAAGUUUCCUGAGAUCGUGUUUUUGGGCACCGGCUCGUCUCUGCCGAUGAAGAUCAGAAACGUCAGCGGGACUUUAGUGAACAUCAGCUCAUCUCAGUCGCUGCUGCUGGAUUGUGGGGAGGGAACGUUCGGCCAGAUGUGUCGUCAUUACGGCGAUGACGUGGACGAGAUCCUCUCCAGACUCUCCACCAUCUUUGUGUCGCACCUUCACGCAGAUCAUCACACGGGUUUGAUUCAUUUAUUAUUGGAGCGAGAGAGAGCUCUGAACAGUCUAGGUAAAGCGUUCAGUCCCGUGUACCUGAUCGCUCCCGCACAGAUCAUGACGUGGUUGAACCAGUAUCACGAUCACUGCCAGCAGAUCCUCAGCCAGAUCAAUAUGAUCCCGUCAAAGUUUUUGUGUGAUGGUGCUGAGAUUCCCAAAGUCAAGACCAAAUCCUUCAUUCAGGCUCUUCUGAAGAAGAAUGACCUGGUCAAGCAUGUCAGCUGUAAUUUAUCUGUGUGUGUGUGGUGGAGAGAGUUUGAUUCAUCUCUUGGUUUGCUCUCAGGCAAGAAUGCAACACUUUUGAUUCAUGAAGCCACACUGGAGGACAGGAUGGAGGAAGAAGCGUGCGAGAAGAGACACAGCACCACGUCUCAGGCUAUCGGCAUCGGGAUGAAGAUGAACGCUGAAUUCAUCGUGUUGAAUCACUUCAGUCAGCGGUACGCUAAGAUCCCUCUCUUCAGCGAUGACUUCAACAGCAAAGUGGGGAUCUCCUUCGACCACAUGAGGAUCCGAUUUGGAGAUUUCCCGAUGCUUCCCCAGCUCAUUCGACCUCUGAAGGCAUUGUUUGCAGAGGAGAUUGAAGAGAUGGAGGAGAGGAGAGAAAGGAGAGAGAUGAAGAAAACUGCUGAGCCUCCAUCUAAUGGAGAGUCUGGAAUGAGCCGACGACCUGAAGAGACGAACAGAGUCACCAAGAGAAAGCAAGAUGACCUCAACCAGGAAGCAGCCAUCAAACGACUUAAGACUGAUGGGCAACCAAUCAGGGUGAAGGUUAGAUCAGCCCAACCAAUCAGAAGGCAGGCUGGGGAAAAACUGAACCAAUGGGCUAUGAUCUUAAAAUGUAUAUGGGUAGAAGUCUGCAGUGUCCGACUGGAAAAGGUGAGAUUAAAACAGCUGGAGAUUAAUCUGAGUUUCAAGUGAACACUGAAAUGCAGCGUAUUGGUUCCUGGCUGGGAUCAGAUCUGGAGUCAGUCCCGCUGUGAUCGAUUUGACUAAAGCUGCAGGUUGAUGGUGGAAAAGUACAUUACCUUAACCUUUGAAUGUUUGCCAUUUUAAUUUCAGCCCUCCAGCUUCUUUAAACCUGAAACAGAAACAUUUCAGCACUAAAGGAAGAUGUUAGGUUUGGCAUUUUCAUUUGGGAGCGAUGCAGGAUUUCAGUUUAAUUUGAAUCAGGUAGGUUUUUUGGCAAGUAAACUGAAUGCAGUGGUAUGUGGGGGAAAAAAGCACUUGUACAUUUCUGUAUGUAAUAUUUUAUUUUAGGUCUAUGAAAUGGCUGAUCAGUUUAAGCUUUUCUAAUUAUUUUUGGAAAAUAAAUGUAAAC
This is a messenger RNA of Sinocyclocheilus rhinocerous, 3126 nucleotides long. Its product is annotated as zinc phosphodiesterase ELAC protein 2. Gene Ontology annotation, cellular component: mitochondrion. Lineage: Eukaryota; Metazoa; Chordata; Actinopteri; Cypriniformes; Cyprinidae. Gene Ontology annotation, molecular function: 3'-tRNA processing endoribonuclease activity. The record is from RefSeq and is a predicted model, not a curated record. Gene Ontology annotation, biological process: mitochondrial tRNA 3'-end processing.